ACGAGGACUUGGUCCAUUACCUCACUAAAAUAAUGUAAGAAUCCUGGAAGACUUGCACCACCCAAAAAUCACUGUGAGUGGCAUGGCUGCAUGAGAUAGUUUCCAGUGUUUCUAAAUAUUAUUGUGACAUAAUUUAUAAGAAUCCUACUGGGAAACUCUCUCAUAAUUAGGCUAGUAAGCUGGAUAGAGGUCAGGAAGAGACUAAAACAUGGUCAAAAGUCUUUUAUUUAUUCCGUAUUCUUUUGUGUUUAAGUCCUAUAAAUAUUAAAUAGGUUCCUUAGUUUGUAUCACUAGCUGCAUAAAGGGGAGCUAGUUGAAUUCGCCUCGUGUUUCCUCCCCUUUCUUUUGUUUCUUUUCGCUAGCUGCUAUGAAGGUAAUGUCCCAGCCCUAUAUAUGCUGCCUCUAUGUUAUACUAACAUGAAUGCAUUUAAUGUCAUUUUUUUGUGUUUGCAUGCCACAUGCCAUAUGUAUACCACAGAAAAUUGUGUUGAAAGUAUGUAUCAACUGCCAGAAGUGCAAGAGAGAUUUGCUGGGAGUUGUCACCAAGCUUACUGGUAUAGACCAGAUAGCUGUGGAUAUUGAGAAAGGGACAUUAACGGUUGUGGGGACUGUCGACCCGGCGUGUCUCACUAAGAAAAUCAGGAAAAGUGGAAAGAUGGCAGAAAUUAUCAGUGUUGGACCUCCCAAGGCUCCUGAAAAGAAGACUGACGACAAGCCACUCCCUGCUUGUUGUAAUAAUUGCCAAGUUGCUGUGGGCGCGGCCUUCAUUUCGAAUGAGAACAUUUUCUGCUCCAUUCUUUAAGUGGGUGUUCCUCAGUCCUCUGCCAUGGUUACCAUCAGUUUCCCGCUUCCAUGAAUAAUCGGUUAUUUUAUUAAAUAUAAACAGGUCAAUUUAUGUUUUGUGUGAAAGA
Messenger RNA from Vitis riparia (riverbank grape), 911 nucleotides. RefSeq names its product heavy metal-associated isoprenylated plant protein 2-like. Gene Ontology annotation, molecular function: metal ion binding. The transcript is spliced from 2 exons. NCBI's taxonomy places the organism in Eukaryota, Viridiplantae, Streptophyta, Magnoliopsida, Vitales, Vitaceae. The record is from RefSeq and is a predicted model, not a curated record. Bases 422 to 802 code for a protein of 126 amino acids.